Messenger RNA from Pimephales promelas (fathead minnow), 1097 nucleotides. RefSeq names its product heme-binding protein 1-like. The record is from RefSeq and is a predicted model, not a curated record. Gene Ontology annotation, molecular function: heme binding. Lineage: Eukaryota; Metazoa; Chordata; Actinopteri; Cypriniformes; Leuciscidae.
CCUCCAUCUCGUCUCGUGUGUCUGAGUCACUGCGCUCCCCGCCGUACAACUAUAAUAAUCAUCUGUUUUCAGCUGAAAGCAGAGAUGCAGCAGGAGGAGGAAGAGGAGGAGGAGGAGGAGACGCACACACAGAGAGAGAGAGAGAGAGAGAGAGACACUAACACACACCUGUCGGAGCCCCUGCGUUCAGCAUGUUCAGCAUGAUCAGAAACUGGCUGUUCGGAGCCACUGAAGAGAGCGAGUAUAAACUCCUCAGCACUGAGAGCAAGGAUGGUGUGAGUUACGAGGUGCGCCGCUACGACGCGUGCAAGUACGUGUGCUUGAGUCUGGAGGGGCGGAGCCUGGAUCAGGUGUCAGGUGAGCUGCAGCGGAGGCUCCUCGCCUACAUGAGCGGCGGCAACGCACAAGGUGAGGUCAUGAACACGCCGGUCCCCGUCAUCUUCACCGUCUUCCCUCGUGAGGACGGCUCGUUGAACCGCCGCCUGGUGGCCGCUCUGCGUAUCCCAUCCAGCUUCCAGACCAGCCCGCCAACCCCGACGGACACGACCCUGCGGAUGGAGGACCGGCCCGGGAUGACCGUAUACGUCCUGCAGUUCGGGGGGUUCGCAGGAGAGAGCGAGUUCCGCGCAGAGGCGUCGCGUCUGACGGUCACGCUGGGAGACUCCGCCCCCUUCCAGCGCAAGCAGUACCUGUGCUGCAUCUACGACCCGCCAAUCAAACCCUACGGGCGGAGGAACGAGGUCUGGUUCCUGCAGGACGAGCCCUGAGGAACUCUUCAUCUCCACAGCGCUCUAUACAGUGCAGAUCGUCUCAGUAAUAAACAGAAUCAAUGAUGCAAUCAAAUAUGAGAUAAUUCUGUUGUUAAGCAGCUCUACAGAAGACAAUAUUGUUGUUAUUCAGUUCCAUGUUGAUUCAGUUCAGUUCUAUAAAACUAUGUCGUGAUGCAAAGUUCAUCAAUUCAGUUUCAGCACUUUGACUCAGUUGAUUCAGUUCAGUGACUACUUGGUCUUUGUUAUAUUAUGUAUUAUUUUAAUAUUUGUCCAUCGAUCUAUCUGUCUAUCUGUCCUACUCUCUGUCUAUAAACCAUCAAACUUCAA